AUGGUAAAGCGUCGCAACCAGUGGAACCUAGUGUACGAGUAUUGCGCUCCUGAGGCGAGGGACAAAGGCAUAUCAAAAGAGGGAGAUGCAUUCUCUCUAGGAGCUGUCUUCUUGGAGAUGCUCAUCGUCUUGGACUACCCCGACAAGUUUGAAAGCCUCAAGCCUAUCUUGAAGCGUCCAUGCCCCUCCGAUGGGAUAUUAUCUUAUGCGAACAAUAUUCACCAAGUUCAUUCAUGGAUUGAGAAGAAACUUGAUGCUCUCAGCUGGCAGGAUAACAAAAUUCGCUCUAAGUGCAAGGAAAUGAUUUGA
This is a messenger RNA of Penicillium samsonianum, 309 nucleotides long. RefSeq names its product kinase-like domain-containing protein. The record is from RefSeq and is a predicted model, not a curated record. The transcript has a single exon. Lineage: Eukaryota; Fungi; Ascomycota; Eurotiomycetes; Eurotiales; Aspergillaceae. The coding region runs from base 1 to 309 and encodes 102 amino acids.